GUAUGUCUGCUAAGAAGGUGUUCCCAUGUUUAUGAGAAUCCCUCUUUAUCUGAUAAGAUUUCAAUCAUAAAAAUGUUUCCGGUGCGAUUACUUCAGAUUUUUUAAUAUAUAUAUUUUUUUUAAAGACAAGAGUGCCACUGCCAUUUUUUACAACAUGAAGAGGGAAACGUUUAUAUGUGUUCUGUUUUUAGGUGAGAAAUCAUAUCCUGUAUGUGUAUGGUUAGACAAUAUUGCAUUAUGCUAUCUCUUCUCUAAUCUACAGAUAGCGUUCCAACGUUUCAUGAUUGUGUGUUGCGUUCUGUUAUACGGCUUUGAAAACAUUAAUAUGUUUAAAAAUUUGGCUCAUUUACUUUGCAAUACGUAACAAAGGACUGAGAAUUUAAUACAAAGAAAACGAUACCAAAGUAGUGAUACUAAAAAUUUUCAUUUUAAUUAUAACUUUAAAUUUCUAGACAAAUACAAAUACAAUUAUCUAUCUAUCUAUUUAAAAAAAAAAUCAACUUACAGCGCCGCAAGAAAUAAUGUAAAAACCUGGAAGGAUACAAAAAUUAAUUUACACAUUCAAGUAGACAGGAAUCUUGCAAUUAAAUAACGUCUAGUAAAUGUCUAGGAAUAUUAGCAACAAUCUCUCCUGUCCAGAAAGGCUGCUAGUCUUUAUAUAUAUAUCAGACCCAUCUAGAAAAUAAAUUCGAUAAAAUUCGAUAAAUGUUGUCCCCUGAUAACCUUCAUUGGAAGCCAAAGUACGGAAUUGAAAGUAACCAACUUUUUCCCAAUCAAGGGAGGGGUGUGAAAAAAAGUAGUUGCAAUCAGUGACGUCAAUAUUAGAACAAAGGGGAGACAAGUGGUGGUGGCCACAACGCUAAAAUUAGGCCUUCACACAUGCCAGGACUCUGUGUAACUUUAAAAGUUGUCACCUAAUUGUAGGAACAUAACAUUUGCAAAGAUCCACGAUAAGACGUUGCGAAUACUAACGCUGUGCAAUUUAAAUAUGUUUAUCAGUUACAAAAUCUCAUUUAAGGUAGGGACGUAUUUUUCCCUCCUGCACAAUUCAAUUGAAGAAAUUUGAUAAUCUAAAUACCAUAGCGAUCACAAAAAAAACUGAUUGCUGUCAUGUGGUAUGAGAGUGUUGUAUGAUAUGUUUGUUUCUGUAUAAAUGUGUGUUGUGUGGUAUGUUUGUUGCAAUAGGGUGUACUAUAUGUUUGUUACAGUGGAACUGUGUAUUGUAUUAUAUGUUUCUUACAGUAGGAAUGUGUGUUGUAUAAUAUGUAUGUUCCACAAGGACUGCUUGCUGUAUGAUAAUUCUAUUUCACCAAGACUGUGUUGUAUGCUAUUUAUGAUCCACUAGGCCUGUAUGUUCCAUGAUAUUUUUAUUUCACCAGGUCUCUGUGCUGUAUGAUAUUUCUGUUCCAACAAGACUGGGUGUAUGAUAUUUUUGCUGUAUGAUAUAAUUAAUCGGUUCCGUUAGGAAAUGUGUUGAUAUUUCUAUUUCUGUAUAAGUUUUCUUUCCCACCCAAAUGGUGUGUUGUAUAAUAUUUCUUUUCCACCAUGACUGUUAGUAUGAUAUAUCUGUUCCACCAGCAGUUUUUGUAUGAUAUGUAACUUCCAACAUGACUCUGUGUUAUUUGAUAUUUCUGUUCCACCAGGUUGGUGUGUAGCUCAGCCGCAUGCAGGCCUGGAUCCAGUGUCCAUCGAGUGCUUCCAUUGUGACACUCACGCUCGUCAUUUCCCAGCAUGCCUCAGUGAGCCGGUUAGGUGUCACGCAGACGAGGUAGGGUUGAAAUUUGGUCAAGGAUUUUUAAAUAAUCUUUUUUUCUAAAUUACAUAAUUUAAAAAAAAAAAAUACCCUGCUAUCAUAUUUCUUUAUGAGGAUUAUGAUAAUAAAUAUUGUAUUUUAUAAUAGAGAUUAAGUAAUCAAGUCAAAAACUACUUUCAAAAAAGCAUGAUAUUUGUGCUUUAAGAAUUAAUCUCUACUUUAUUAUUUAAAAUGAUAUAUUAAAAACAUAUUAAAUAUCAGUUGAAAAUAUAAACUACUUUAGUCAAAUAAGGUCCUUCGGCUGAGAUGACGCAAACGACAUAGUAAACAAAAAAGUGUUCCCAAAUACGCAUUUUAUGUAAACACUGUGGAGGUUUGAUUUCAGCCAUCGCUGCCUACUGUUGUAUUUGACCUAUAGUUUGCUUUCAACAACGUUUUAAACUACCAAGACGUAAAUAAAAGACAUAAAAUUAAUUCACUGUGUGUAAAAUACUUUGUAGAAAUACGCAACUGGCUGAUAAAUCUUUUUUUAAAGACGCAUUUAGAAAUAUUUAUUAACACAACAAUGUAUUUUUCUAUGACUUCACUUCCAUUUUCGUAAAGUUCCACAACAAUCUUCCCGUUACACCAUUGCAGGUAUGCUCUAUCGCCUAUGGCAAUGACCUGCCUUCUUUAAAGUGCCAGAAAUCACCCGUAAGUAUGAAUACAUGGAAAGGAAGAUUAUAAAAUUAAUUACAAUCUGAUGCUAAGAUCGGAGUAUCUGCGCAAUGUCUCCGUGCGAAAAUUUUUAUCCAAGCCAAUUUAAUGUUUCGUAUUCUACAUGUGUUUCAAGUAAAUUUGACAGGUAAUAUUGCUUUAUUAUAACUUAAAACAAUAUGCAUUAAUUUAUAAAAUGUUUCAGUUCUUUGUACUUUGAUUCCCUAAAAAAUGGGCUCAUAGUUUAUUAAUCUCUUUAUAUUUUACAAGACUUCCCUGAUUUAGAAUUGAAUCCUACGUUCUUACAAAGAUUGUUUUUUGCUUAAAAUAAUUUUUCGUUUGUUUAUUGUUUACCUGAAAAGUAAAUUAAAAGCCCGUAAUUUUAUAAAAGCUUUCAUGUAGCUUCCUAGGUUGAUCGUAUUUCUUUCUCCCCCAUAAAAGGAUUGUGACCGUGAGGUGACCCAUCACGUGGCCCCAUGUGAAGGGGGCGGCGUGGAGAUCCACCCCAACCAAUGUCAGCUCUGCUGCAAAACAUCGGCAUGUGUCCAGGAGAUCAAUCGAUUCCUUCAACAAAAACUCCCAAGUUUGUCUAUAAUUACAAAUGUUUAAAAAACUCCCAAUUUGUCAAUAAUUACAAAUGAAACAGAAACUCCCAAGUCUUUCUAUAUUUACAAAUGAAACAGAAACUCCCAAGUCUUUCUAAAUUAACAAAUGAAACAGAAACUCCCAAGUCUUUCUAUAUUUACAAAUGAAACAGAAAUUCCCAAGUCUUGCUGUAUUAACAAAUGAAACAUAAAUUCCCAAGUCUUGCUGUAUUAACAAAUGAAACAGAAACUCCCAAGUCUUGCUGUAUUAACAAAUGAAACAGAAACUCCCAAGUCUUGCUGUAUCAACAAAUGAAACCGAAACUCCCAAGUCUUGCUGUAUUAACAAAUGAAACAGAAAAUCCCAAGUCUUGCUGUAUUAACAAAUGAAACAGAAACUACCAAGUCUUGCUGUAUUAACAAAUGAAACAGAAACUCCCAAGUCUUUCUAUAUUAACAAAUGAAACAGAAACUCCCAAGUCUUUCUAUAUUAACAAAUGAAACAGAAACUCCCAAGUCUUUCUAAAUUAAAAAAUGAAACAGAAACUCCCAAGACUUUCUAUAUUUACAAAUGAAACAGAAACAACCAAGUCUUGCUGUAUUAACAAAUGAAACAGAAACUCCCAAGUCUUGCUGUAUUAACAAAUGAAACAGAAACUCCCAAGUCUUGCUGUAUUAACAAAUGAAACAGAAACUCCCAAAUCUUUCUAUAUUAACAAAUGAAACAUAAACUCCCAAGUCUUUCUAUAUUAACAAAUGAAACAGAAACUCCCAAAUCUUUCUAUAUUUACAAAUGAAACAGAAAUCACCAAGUCUUGCUGUAUUAACAAAUGAAACAGAAACUCUCAAGUCUGUAUAUAUUAACAAAUAAAACUAAAACUCUCAAGUCUGUAUUAAAUAUUAACAAAUGAAACUAAAACUCUCAAGUCUUUCUAUAUUAACAAAUGAAACAGAAACUCCCAAGUCUUUCUAUAUUAACAAAUGAAACAGAAAUUCCCAAGUCUUUCUAUAUUAACAAAUGAAACAGAAACUCCCAAGUCUUUCUAAAUUAAAAAAUGAAACAGAAACUCCCAAGACUUUCUAUAUUUACAAAUGAAACAGAAACAACCAAGUCUUGCUGUAUUAACAAAUGAAACAGAAACUCCCAAGUCUUGCUGUAUUAACAAAUGAAACAGAAACUCCCAAGUCUUGCUGUAUUAACAAAUGAAACAGAAACUCCCAAAUCUUUCUAUAUUAACAAAUGAAACAUAAACUCCCAAGUCUUUCUAUAUUAACAAAUGAAACAGAAACUCCCAAAUCUUUCUAUAUUUACAAAUGAAACAGAAAUCACCAAGUCUUGCUGUAUUAACAAAUGAAACAUAAACUCCCAAGUCUUUCUAAAUUAAAAAAUGAAACAGAAACUCCCAAGUCUUUCUAUAUUUACAAAUGAAACAGAAACAACCAAGUCUUGCUGUAUUAACAAAUGAAACAGAAACUUCCAAGUCUUUCUAUAUUAACAAAUGAAACAUAAACUCCCAAGUCUUUCUAUAUUAACAAAUGAAACAUAAACUCCCAAGUCUUUCUAUAUUUACAAAUGAAACAGAAACCACCAAGUCUUACUGUAUUAACAAAUGAAACAGAAAUUCCCAAGUCUUUCUAUAUUAACAAAUGAAACAAAAACUCCCAAGUCUUGCUGUAUUAACAAAUGAAACAGAAACUCUCAAGUCUGUAUAUAUUAACAAAUAAAACUAAAACUCUCAAGUCUGUAUUAAAUAUUAACAAAUGAAACUAAAACUCUCAAGUCUGUAUUAAAUAUUAACACAUAAAACUAAAACUAUCAAGUCUGUAUUAAAUAUUAACAAAUGAAACUAAAACUCUCAAAUCUUUCUAUAUUAACAAAUGAAACAGAAACUCUCAAGUCUGUAUAUAUUAACAAAUAAAACUAAAACUCCCAAGUCUUUCUAUAUUAACAAAUGAAACAUAAACUCCCAAGUCUUGCUGUAUUGACAAAUGAAACAGAAACUCCCAAGUCUUGCUAUAUUAACAAAUGAAACAGAAACUCCCAUGUCUUUCUAUAUUAACAAAUGAAACAUAAACUGCAAGUCUUUCUAUAUUAACAAAUGAAACAGAAACUCCCAAGUCUUUCUAUAUUUACAAAUGAACCAGAAACAACCAAGUCUUGCUGUAUUAACAAAUGAAACAGAAACUCCCAAGUCUUGCUGUAUUAACAAAUGAAACAGAAACUCCCAAGUCUUUGUAUAUUAACAAAUGAAACAUAAACUCCCAUGUCUUUCUAUAUUAACAAUAAAUGAAACAGAAACUCCCAGGUCUUUCUAUAUUUACAAAUGAAACAGAAACAACCAAGUCUUGCUGUAUUAACAAAUGAAACAGAAAUUCCCAAGUCUUUCUAUAUUAACAAAUGAAACAGAAACUUCCAAGUCUUGCUGUUUUAACAAAUGAAACAGAAACUGUCAAGUCUUUCUACAUUAACAAAUGAAACAGAAACUCUCAAGUCUGUAUAUAUUAACAAAUAAAACUAAAACUCUCAAGUCUGUAUUAAAUAUUAACAAAUGAAACUAAAACUCUCAAGUCUGUAUAUAUUAACAAAUAAAACUAAAACUCUCAAGACUGCAUAUAUUAACAAAUGAAACAGAAACUCUCAAGUCUGUAUUAAAUAUUAACAAAUGAAACUAAAACUCUCAAGUCUGUAUUAAAUAUUAACACAUAAAACUAAAACUAUCAAGUCUGUAUUAAAUAUUAACAAAUGAAACUAAAACUCUCAAAUCUUUCUAUAUUAACAAAUGAAACAGAAACUCUCAAAUCUUUCUAUAUUAACAAAUAAAACUAAAACUCCCAAGUCUUUCUAUAUUAACAAAUGAAACAUAAACUCCCAAGUCUUGCUGUAUUGACAAAUGAAACAGAAACUCCCAAGUCUUGCUGUAUUAACAAAUGAAACAGAAACUCCCAAGUCUUUCUAUAUUAACAAAUGAAACAUAAACUGCAAAUCUUUCUAUAUUAACAAAGGAAACAGAAACUCCCAAGUCUUUCUAUAUUUACAAAUGAACCAGAAACAACCAAGUCUUGCUGUAUUAACAAAUGAAACAGAAACUCUCAAGUCUUUCUACAUUAACAAAUGAAACAGAAACUCUCAAGUCUUUCUACAUUAACAAAUGAAACAGAAACUCUCAAGUCUGUAUAUAUUAACAAAUAAAACUAAAACUCUCAAGUCUGUAUUAAAUAUUAAAAAAUGAAACAGAAACUCUCAAGUCUGUAUUAAAUAUUAACAAAUGAAACUAAAACUCUCAAGUCUGUAUUAAAUAUUAACAAAUGAAACUAGAACUCUCAAGUCUGUAUAUAUUAACAAAUGAAAUAAAAUUUUCCAAAUUUACAUUAGCACAUGAGACAAAAACCAACAAGUGUGUCUAUAUUUAAAAAUUAUACCAACGAGAAGGGUGUUCUUCUUCUAGCCUGCAAUGAUACUUUCUACCUCAUUAAAUUUUAGUAUGCUCAUGCAUGUCUCACAACCCUUCUCUAGCGGCGAAACCUACUGCAGACCUGUUUACCCCUGGGUUAGUGUCAGAGCUUUUCUUCAGCUCUUAAAAAAACAUAGCUCAAGUUCCAAGUUUGGUCAAUUGUGGGUUUUGGGAAAAAAUUGUGUUUGUUUGUUUCCUUGUCUGUUUUUGUUUUCCUUAUAUACAAUAGUAAAAGUAGAUUGACACAUAUUUUUUUCAAAUUCGAUUUGACUUCAGCCGUCAAUGCGGCGAAUCAAGGAGUCUUCUGUCCGGGGACAUGUCGAGAGACGGACAUCGCCACAUGCGUUCACACGGCGACAUACUGUCACGCAGAUCAGGUGGGUGGGACAGGUGAAUGGCAUGAAGAAACCAUCACAUUUCAAUCCACACAAAUUGGUGGUGUUGCUAUUCAUUUUAACAAACGCUCCAUUUCCUUUUUUAGAAUCCUUUACACUAACGCUGCUUUGGUGUGCUUCUCUCUGGCUGGGAGUGGCAAAAUAUUCGGAUGGCCAAUCGACCUACUUUCCGUCAACCUAUCGAGCCGACACCUGGCACGUGGACUCGUUGCCGAUAGCAACACAUUCUAUUUAAUUUGUUUAAUUAUUGAGAUUAUUUUAUCUUAAUUAAUCGUGAUUAUUAAGUCUUAGUGCUGUUAAAUAUUUCAUAUUCACAACAAGAUGUGUUGAAACUUGACAAACGAUAUCUGAGGACAUCACGCAGAUUUUGACCGUACUAACCCCUCCUUGUAAGAAAUAACGAAAAACAAGAUAAUUAGAAGAAGAAAAAAACAAAAGACAGUUAACUAAAAUUACUAGACAUGAGCCUUGUAGGAGACGUUGCCAAGAAUGUUUAUAUUAUCCUAUAAUAUUUUAUUCUGCACGUCCAUGGGCAGAACUUGACUUUUUUAUGUUUCAAAGAGCUUCUCUGCUAAACUCUACACGUACACAUAACAAUGGCAAAAUAUAAACUGAUGAAUGGAGGUAUUGCCUGCUAACUAUUUAACAGUACGAAUAAGGCAUUAACAUUUUACGUAAAAUCAUAAAAAAAUAUUCCACCGAAAUGAGUUACAUGAAUAAUAAGAUUAAAAAAAAAAUAAUUAUAAAAUAAAGAAAUAAAUAUAAUUAUAAUUCUUUUACAAAUACAACAUUUUCAACUGCUGUUGUAUUGUUGUUAACAGUUCUGUAGGGUUGGCAUCAAUGACCAGUUGAUGGUAGCCGGGCACUGUCAAAACAAACACGAUCUUCAGGUAGGAUGGUAAACAGAUACGGAUACCAUUAUUGCUGGUAUAGUUUUGAAAGUUAGAGGAACAUAUUCGGACUUCCGGUUUUAAGUAACAUCGCUUUAAAAAAAAAAAAAUUUUAAAAAUAUUCAACAGAAAACAAAAUUUACAAAGAAAAUAAGAAGUUGUCAAAAAUAUGCGAACAGUUUUGCUUUUUAAACAAGGAAAACCAAGUGUGUUACGAUGAGCUAGAUGGUCAUUUUCUUAAAACGCUAAAAUUCCCAGAAAUGCCACGAUGAUCAGGCGAGACACCCGUGUGCCCUAGCCGUCAGUCAACCUGGACACCAGGCUGUGUGUACAUGGGACUGCUGUCAGACUACGGAUUGCCUGACUGCGCACUUUGGCGCGUAUAUGGGUAAAAAAAAAAAAAAACAACAACGUGCGACCGCCCUGUCUCACAGACAUCACUUAUAGUUUUGAGUUAUGUUGAAUUAAUUUUAACUGUUUCUCCAAAAUUAUAAUAUUUCUCCGUUUUAAAACUCUGAUAGGAGUAGAAGUGAAGUUUAAUCUCGAAAAACUGUCGAAUGGUUUGUGAUUUAAACACUUCCUUUCAUUAGUGUUCCUACUUCUCAACACUUUUUCUGUAAAUAAUAGGACUUAUGGAUUUUAUUUAAGUUUUUUAUUUUAAAUAUAUAUAAAUAUAAAUAUAUAUAUAUAUAUAUAUAUAUAUAUAUAUAUAUAUAUAUAUAUAUAUAUAUAUAUUUAUAUAUAUAUAUAUAUAUAUAUAUAUAUAUAUAUAUAUAUAUAUAUAUAUAUAUAUAUAGAUAUAUAGAUAUAUAUAUAUAUAUAUAUAUAUAUAUAUAUAUAUAUAUGUAUAAAUUAAAAAUAAUACAAGAUUUUCUUAAACUUUAAUAGUAAAUAGUAUAGGUUUCGUAGAGUAAUCUUUGAAAUCCGCCAUUAAAAAAUUGAUACUUGUAUAAUUUUUAAUGGUACCACCAGUAGCUUUACAACAAACUGAACCUCAGAAUAUAUUAAAUACAUUUUUAUUUGGUCAUCAUUCCAUUUUUUAUUGUUCCAUUAAAAAUGUGAUGUCGAAUCACAGGAAAGAUAUUAACAUAUGAUGAACACAAUUAAUGUUGUUGUUGAUCCGUUGCGCAAGCGUUUACCGCUGCCAGAUACAGUGGUCGCCAAAAGUAGUCGUACAGAAACUUACAGCAUCUUGAACGCGACCUUGUGUUCGUCAACCGUAUGUGGCUUAAUUAAGACGGCGCGUGUCCCUUGAGGCUUUUAAUGAAGUUGUGCUGGGCUGUCGCUGUUGGAAAUGGGUCUCUCGACCGAUUAAAAAAACAUCAAUCGUUAAGCAUUGUUUUCUCUCGUAGGUAAGGAAUUAAGUAAUUGUGAAAAUGGUGGGGGGGGGGGGCAUGUUUUUGAAUAAAUGUGACAGGGAUUUUCUAAAAGAACUAGAAAUUUACAAAACGGAACCAAGUCAGAAAUGUAUAGUGUCUUUUGUUACGAAAUGUCCCCAUUUUGGAAAGUGUAUUUUGGAAGAGGAAGCACAACGCUUAACGGAGCCAGAUGUGUGAGCCAGAUGUGUGAGCCAGAUGUGUGAGCCAGAUGUGUGAGCCAGAUGUGUGAGCCAGAUGUGUGAGCCAGAUGUGUGAGCCAGAUGUGUGAGCCAGAUGUGUGAGCCAGAUGUGUGAGCCAUAUGUGUGAGCCAGAUGUGUGAGCCAGAUGUGUGAGCCAGAUGUGUGAGCCAGAUGUGUGAUCCAGAUAUUUGAUAAAAACGUGUAACCCAUGUAUGUGAGCCAGGUCUUUGAGCCAUAUGUGUGAGCUAGAUGUAUAAGUUACAUGUGUGAGUUAGAUGUGAUUGUUAGAUGUGUCAGUUAGAUGUGUGAGCCAGAUGUGUGAGUCAGAUGUGUGAGCCAGUUGUGUGAGUUAGAUUUGUGAGCCAGAUGUGUGAGCCAGACAUGUGAGCCAGGUGUUUUAGCCAGUUGUGUGAGCUAGAGCUAUGAGCCAGAUGUGUGAGCCAGAUGUACGAGCCAGAUGUGGGAGCCAGAACUGUGAGCCAGAUGGUGAAACAAGAACUGUGAACAUGAUCUGUCGGUCAGAUCUGUGAGCCAGUAUGAUGCAAUGUGGAAAAUUCUGGCCAUGGUGUACGAGGAUACAAUUUUUAAAGGAAUAGGCGAAUCUCCGAAGAAAGCUGCAUAAACUUCAAAAUCGAUCAGACGUUCCCUUCUCUUAACAAGGACCUUUCUAUGACCGUUUUAGUUGAUGCCUUUUUCUUUUUUUUUUAAAUAUCUGAAUUUGUAUUCAAAUAAUAUCAAAAUUUACAUAUGAGUGAAAAUAUUGCUCAAGUAUAAAUAUAUAUUUUUUCCUACGCGGAGAGACCGAUUAACAAACAAUGACCUAUAUGUAAUCGUUUUCAUUUUUAUGGUCACGUGACAGUUGGAGCUACGCACGGUUGACAAACGCAGCUGCGUGCUCUAGGUGUCUGAAUGUCAGUUCUGUCAGUUUUUGCUGCUACCUGUACGUUAACGCAGCACUUGCUCUUUUUUACAGGCAUCAGUACGAUUAGCCACACGGCUUCACCGACGCAAACACCGCCUCCAGCCGUUACACAAGCCCCCGCUACGACACCGGCCCCAGCUACCACGCUAGCUCCAGCUGCUACGCCAGCUCAUGUGGCACUGACACGUGAGUACGGUAUCAUGUCGUCUUGCAUUGUAUUCUCGGCGACGUCGGCACAAUCUAGGUUUGGCAAAAGAUGUCAUGACAUUGCGUUCAUUUUUAACUCUUCAAAGAAUCUUGUGGCGAACACAUUUAACGUUACCACCAGUGACCUAUUCAUUACACUGAAUGAGCUGUUUAAAUUACCAUCUGUUUAAAUUACCAUAUUUAUUUUUAUGAACAAAUCCGUUUGUUUUAAGAAAUAUAAUCAUUUUGUAAAUAAACAUAACAGUCACAGUAACAGUAGCUGUAACAGUUGCACUAAUAGUAGCAGUAACAGCAACAGUAGCAGUAACCUUAGCUUCAACAGUGACAGUACGUUUGUAUUACCUGUGUUAAAAAUCUGAACUAUUGAGUUACUCUCAUCCACUGUUAAUGGCCAAAUGUAUUCUGCUUAUUUGAACAUAACCACUUCCAGACUUUGAUUUCCAAAUACAUUAUUGAAAAGAAAGCAACUUUUAGAACACAUUGCGGUGUAUCGUUUGUUCUUUAAUGAAGGUAUUUUAUCCUAUUUCGACUUAUUUACGUAAACUUUUGGAGUAUAGCAUUAAUAAAGAAAAUAUCGCUUUUAUACAAUUCCUAAGUAAUAAAUAUUAGUAUGUGUUACAUCUACAAGCGUUUACUCUUUUUCAGACUUCGUGAAUAGUUACGAAGAUCAAAUAUAAACGCGUUAAAAAAGUCCGUCAUUAAAUGGAAAAAAUAUUUUCUAAACAAUUGGAUUAGAAUGUGUUCAUCAUCAACAAAACCCUUUUUGAGAAGAGCAUUACGAUUAUAUUGUCAAAAGAGCCAAACUGCUCAUCUGCCUGAGUUCACAUUCAUUCACAUCAUGACUAUUCACUUCCCAUCUUCAUGUUUUCACACUAACAGGCUUAUUCUUCACUGCUCGUCUGACUUGGUUCACACUAACUUACUGACUAUUCACUUGUCAUAUGCCUCGGUUCACACUAGCAGGAUGACAAUUCACUUCACAUCUGUCUGGCUUCAAAUUAACUUGCGGACGAAUCACUUCUCAUCUGUCUGAGCUCACAAUGAAAAUGCUGACUAUUCUUGCUCCCCUCUCUGUAUUAGAACUGACUAUUCACUGCUCGUCUGUUUGGGCACACACUAACUUGCUGACUUUUCACCUCUGGUGUGACUUAACUUGCUGAAUAAUCACUGCUCAUCUGUUAGCGCUCACACUAACUUGCUGAAUCAUCACUGCUCAUCUGCCUUUGGUCACACUACUUUGUUCACACUAGCAAGCCGUCUUUUCACAUCUCAUCUGCCUGGCUUCACAUCAACCUGUUGACUAUUCACAGCACAUCCUGUCAAUUGUACCAAAUGUGACCAGUACUGUAGAAGUAAUGAGAUGGAAGUCACGUGUCCCGAUGGAUUCUGCUCCCUGACCGUGGAAGACGGUGUCGGUGGCAGCAGAACGAUUAAAAAAGGGUAAGACUAAAGUAUGUAGUGUCUUCGUGUAAAAUGCUUGCUACCAUCUACCAAGCACGGACAUAGCUGACGUACACAUUCUAAGAUGAAAAGGUAAUUAUCAGCUCCCUGCAAUGUUGCUGAAGUUGCUUCCCUCUGAACAAACCCCUUCUUUUAAACGGGUCAUUUCCUCUGUCAGUUCUGGCUUGCUUUUUUAAAAAAAAAGAAAAAAUUAUUACAAACUUUGAAGGUGUCUUUGUUCGUUUCCCUCUUUAUUUCGUCUUGUUCAGCAUUAGUCAUUCCUUUAACCCCAGAGGUCCAAGGCCCCUAUCCCGUGCGUACUACAGAGAACCAUCGCUGUCUACGGACAAUGCAAGGACAUUUAGUGGUCUCUAUGCUGGCUGUGCUUAGAGUCCCAAAGACAUUAAUACAUUCAGUCAUCAGGGCUAUGGAAAUUUAGAGUUUGAAAACACGAGACUUAUUUUAGAACUCACAGUAGCAGUCGCAGAAUUACUAAAAAUAAACCUUGACGGAGUACAAAAAAAAAUAAAAGAAAAUGUCAAGGAUCCCAAUAAUUUAAAAUCAUUGAAAUUAUAAAUAUUGAAGACAUAAUUCAUUUUAAGUUUGUCCAGUUAAAGUAAUCUGUAUGGAAUGCUUGCUUAUCUUUUGUCUAACCUCUGAACGUCGAGUUUCACAUACCUUUAUUUUUAUCCAAAAUAUAUUUUAAGAACAUUUUUGUAGGCCGAGGAAGACACACACACACACACACACACACAUUCAUUAACACAGCCAGAUAAACGUUUCGGAGGCCUGGCGAGACAAGCCAAGAAAUCUAAAGUUGACCAUUUACCACAGUAAACCCAUGCGAAUGAAUACAAAUGACUUUUGCUUUUUCAGCCAAAACAAGCUAAAACCGUGAAAGUUUGACAAAUGAUUUCUUUGGCGAAUGCGAAUUUGUCCAUUUUAAAACUAUGCUUCGAAGUUAAAUAUCUUUCCAGCGCACUUCCAAUGGAGAGAAGCAAUCAAUGUUGUCUGGAAGUCAGGCGUGUGAAGCUUUCCGACAGGCUGCUCAAAAUAGUUUCAUUUGCCAACCUGUUCUGGCUACCUGUUGACCUCAAGGAAAAGUUUUUAACAAUUAUUAAAUAACCGAGCGAUCUUUCUCCACUGCAAACCUCUUCCUAAUCCAGCAUUAAGUAAAUUCGCAGGGCAGUACAACCGACGUGACAUUCCAUCUUGCAGUUUACAUUAAAUUGAGCUCUUCUUUUGAGCAGUGACUAGCAACAGCUCUAGCUGGUUCACAUCGAUGAAAGUUUCUUUUUUUUUCUUUUUUUUUAAAGAAAAAAAGAAUGUCAUUUGUAUAAAGUUGUUGUAAAAUUCGUCGAUCCAUUUCAAAACUGGCUUUUAAUAUUUAUUUGGCCUAAACCGGCAGGAUGGCAUCAACUAUGACAAACAAGUUUCAAUCUUAAAACGUUACUUGUCUGUCAAAACAAGAAUUGGUUCAUUAAUGUAAUGUGUCUCACGUUCAAAAUUAUUUGUGCUGUAGCUUGAAAUGACCAAGUUUUAAAACUAACAAAACAUUAACGUUUCACAAGGUGCUUAAACAAAGACAUGUGCACGAUGUUCUGGACGGAAUGGAACACAAAUCAGCUGUGCCACGGCAUUCUUGGAAAUCCCGCAACGACAUCGAAUCAGGACGUGUCUUGUACAUUUUGCUGCACGGGAGACAACUGUAACGCCGACUUGACCAAAAUGAGCGUUUUCAACAGUGUCUAAAAUAGCCUCUAUUUAUAUGAUCUGAUCUAGCAUAAGAAUUUCGUGGGAUAUCAAGUACAAGACUUCAAUGAGAAUCUUUUUUUUCUUCUUUUAAUGGAUGUACCGUAAUAGAUAACCAAUGCAAAAAAAUCGAAAGAAGAAAAACACAUCUCUUGCCUGAA
Lymnaea stagnalis (great pond snail) is the source of this 13811-nucleotide messenger RNA. The record is from the annotation of a GenBank genome assembly. Lineage: Eukaryota; Metazoa; Mollusca; Gastropoda; Lymnaeidae.